CGCGCACCGCUGGGAGAGCGACUCGGGGCCCCUGCUCUCCGCGCCGCAGUUCGGAAGAGAGUGGGUCGCCGCCGCCCGAGGGCGAGAGCGCGAGCGGAGCGGGAGGAAGGAGCGCUCGCUCGCCCGCCGCCUCGCUGCCUCCCCGGCGCUCGCUCUGCCGGCUCCUAGGUUUGCCGGCUGCUCCUCCCACCCGCGCCCGCCUCCUCGCUCGCUCGCUCGCUCGCUCGCUCGCUCCAGCCGGUUUCCGAGCCCCGCGGUGAGCCCGGGCGAGUGCGGGGCGAGGGACCCCGGGGCCGGCGCCGAGCAGGGGGCGGGGGUCCGGGCAGAGCGCAGCCGGCCGGGGAGGGGCCAUGUCCGGCGCGGGCGCAGCGGGACCCGUCUGCAGCAAGUGACCGAGCGGCGUGGACGGCCGCCUGCCCCCCUCCGCCACCUGGGGCGGCGCGGGCCCCGGUGCCGGGUGCCCGGAGCCCGGGUCGCGCGUAGAGCCGGCGCGAUGCACGUGCGCUCGCUGCGCGCCGCGGCGCCCCACAGCUUCGUGGCGCUCUGGGCGCCCCUGUUCCUGCUGCGCUCCGCCCUGGCCGACUUCAGCCUGGACAACGAGGUGCACUCGAGCUUCAUCCACCGGCGCCUCCGCAGCCAGGAGCGGCGGGAGAUGCAGCGCGAGAUCCUCUCUAUCUUGGGCUUGCCCCAUCGCCCGCGCCCCCACCUCCAGGGCAAGCACAACUCGGCGCCCAUGUUCAUGCUGGACCUGUACAACGCCAUGGCGGUGGAGGAGGGCGGCGGGCCCGACGGCCAGGGCUUCUCCUACCCCUACAAGGCCGUCUUCAGUACCCAGGGCCCCCCUCUGGCCAGCCUGCAAGAUAGCCGCUUCCUCACCGACGCCGACAUGGUCAUGAGCUUCGUCAACCUCGUGGAGCACGACAAAGAGUUCUUCCACCCACGUUACCACCACCGGGAGUUCCGGUUUGAUCUUUCCAAGAUCCCAGAAGGGGAAGCCGUGACCGCAGCCGAAUUCCGGAUCUACAAGGACUACAUCCGGGAACGCUUCGAUAAUGAGACGUUCCGGAUCAGCGUUUACCAGGUGCUACAGGAGCGCUUGGGCAGGGAGUCAGACCUGUUCCUGCUGGACAGCCGCACGCUCUGGGCCUCGGAGGAGGGCUGGCUGGUGUUCGACAUCACGGCCACCAGCAACCACUGGGUGGUCAACCCACGACACAAUCUGGGCCUGCAGCUCUGCGUGGAGACCUUGGACGGGCAGAGCAUCAACCCCAAGUUGGCGGGCCUGAUCGGGAGGCACGGGCCCCAGAACAAGCAGCCCUUCAUGGUGGCCUUCUUCAAGGCCACGGAGGUCCACCUUCGCAGCACCCGCUCCACGGGGGGCAAGCAACGCAGCCAGAAUCGCUCCAAGACGCCCAAGAACCAGGAAGCCCUGCGGGUGACCAAUGUCGCAGAAAACAGCAGCAGUGACCAGAGGCAGGCCUGUAAGAAGCACGAGCUGUACGUCAGCUUCCGAGACCUGGGCUGGCAGGACUGGAUCAUCGCUCCCGAAGGCUAUGCUGCUUACUACUGCGAGGGGGAGUGUGCCUUCCCUCUGAACUCCUACAUGAACGCCACCAACCACGCCAUCGUGCAGACGCUGGUCCACUUCAUCAACCCGGAGACAGUGCCCAAGCCGUGCUGUGCCCCCACGCAGCUCAACGCCAUCUCGGUGCUCUACUUUGACGACAGCUCCAAUGUCAUCCUGAAGAAAUACAGAAACAUGGUCGUCCGGGCCUGUGGCUGCCACUAGGCCCUCCCGGAACUCAGAUCCUCGGGGGCCACGUUCUUUUGGGAUCCUCGGCCUCCCGCCACCCCCUGCCUUGGCAAGGCACCAGCAGACCCGCCGCCCCUCGAGAGGCCUGUCCCGCCGCCGUCCCCAACCUUAACGGUGUAGGCGUAUCAAGGAAUUUGGGAGGUGAAUGCCUUUUGAUCAGGUUUUCACCGGCCUCCUAUGGACAAGAUCCUACAAGCUGCUGCAGACAAAGCCUGAAGGAAAACAGUACAUAUAGAAAGAAAAAUUGCCCGGCCGCGAUCAUUGGCUGUGAACUCUCUGCCGUGCACUGACUCGUUCCCAGGGGUAAUUAGGAGCGCCCUUCAGCCAGGCCCCCCAGCAGCGGGAGGAAGGGGGUGCGGCGAGGGGUGGGCGCGUUGUGUCUGUGCGCAAGGAGAGUUAACACAGAAGUUCCUGUAAUAAAUGUCACAAUAAAACGAAUGAACGAAAAUGGU
Neofelis nebulosa (Clouded leopard) is the source of this 2265-nucleotide messenger RNA. It is a transcript of the gene BMP7, whose product is annotated as bone morphogenetic protein 7. Gene Ontology annotation, molecular function: cytokine activity; growth factor activity. Lineage: Eukaryota; Metazoa; Chordata; Mammalia; Carnivora; Felidae. Gene Ontology annotation, biological process: SMAD protein signal transduction. Gene Ontology annotation, cellular component: extracellular region. The coding region runs from base 494 to 1789 and encodes 431 amino acids. The transcript has 7 exons. The record is from RefSeq and is a predicted model, not a curated record.